UUUGACUUCGCCAUUUCUUGAUCUGCUGGCUGCUGCUGCUGCUGCUGCAUCGUGUAGCCUCGGCGGCCCAGUCAAUCCAGGGCAGGGCAGGCGAGAGGCAUAAAAGCUCCCCCGCCCCGCAUGGCGUCGCCUGCCAACCGCCCGCGCCCCUGCCUUCCCUCCCUCCCACUUAAAACGCAACCGCCCGCCCACACACGGAAAAGCGACGACCAACGAACACAACCGACCACACGCGGCGGAGCCGACCCCGACCCCGACCCCGAGAUGCUCGCGGCGGGAGGAAGCCGAGGAGGGGUUCCCCGCGCCGCCGCGGUCGUGGUGGCGGUGCUGGCCCUCAGCGCCGUCGCCGCCGCCGACAUCUUCUCCCCUCUCGCCCCCAUGUUCUCCCCCGUCAUCAACUCCAUCUGCAGCACGGUGGCCUGCGGGCAGGGCAACUGCACGGUGGCGCCGGGCACGCUGGGCUACCGCUGCGACUGCCGCCCGGGCUGGACGCAGCUCCACGUCGGCGACAACCUCAGGUUCCUACCCUGCGUCAUCCCCAACUGUUCCAUUGACAGCUCAUGUUCCAGUGGCUCACCAGCACCAGCACCGGCACUAGCACUGUCGCCUUUGCCAGCACCUAAAAACUUCUCACUCGACCCUUGUGAACUAGCAUACUGCGGGGCCGGAGGCACAUGUAGGAAGAGCGACUCUCGUCUCAGCUACCACUGUGAGUGCAAGGAGGGGCACAGCAACCUUCUCAACAUGACCAUGAUGCCUUGCUUUAAGAACUGUUCCUUUGGCGCAGAUUGCGCAAUCAUAGGUAUUCAUCCCUCCUCAAACAGCCCUCCUGCACCACCUCCACCUGGCUCUGAGAGCAUUUCUAACCAAGGCAAUGCAGGAGCACCAGGAUCCAUUUCGCAGAGAAUUCUACUCCCACUGCUGGUGGCGGUCUCACUGGCCGUCGGUCAGGCGAUAUAAACUGACGAUGAUGGGCAUCCCACGGUGUCACUAGACUGUUUUUAUCCACGGGACAAGGAUAGAGUUGAUAGCUUGUUAGGGAUACACUUUUGGAUGUGUGUUGUACUGCUGAAUGGUUACAUUUUGGUGGUUGAUUUGCAGUGUAGGAGAUGUUGUUACCCGGAUCAUUUUAUGUCGAUAUGGAAUAAAGUGCUUCUGUGAAUACCGGGAUAUAACCGACUCUUCAUUGGGUAACUGCACUUGGCUUACUUGCUCUGAACUUCUGAACACAUUCAGAUAAGAUUACGACAGAG
Sorghum bicolor (sorghum) is the source of this 1253-nucleotide messenger RNA. RefSeq lists its product as uncharacterized. The coding region runs from base 121 to 960 and encodes 279 amino acids. The record is from RefSeq and is a predicted model, not a curated record. NCBI's taxonomy places the organism in Eukaryota, Viridiplantae, Streptophyta, Magnoliopsida, Poales, Poaceae. The transcript is spliced from 6 exons.